AAGUAUCCGAUAACAACUACAACGAACACAUCCUUCAGCUUGGAUUACGUAUUGCAGCCCGACGACAACGUCUUUGAAAAGUAUUCAGACACUUUUCACAUCAUGGCCAUGCUGCCAUCAUGGACCUCGCAGAUGGUCAAGACGUCGCUUCCAUACUGAGCACGGCCUUACCGGCACCUAUUGCGUCGCUCUCGCCAGAUUUGCCAGCCAAGACCUCAACCAAGGGCAUUGCCACCAUCAUUUGGCCCUACAGUGCUUUCAAGGGGACAUUUGCGUUUAUUCUCGCCGAGCCAGACUUCCGAUUACGUCUCAAGAAGGGCCAGGUCCGCGUCAACUUCACUGGAUCGGCAGCGGCAGCAGUGGGCAGUUGUGGUUUGGAAAGUCAAGAUGAGGUUUCACUUGUACUAGACGGCGCCGAGUGGUCCCAGGCUGUAGCACAGAGGCGGCAGAGCGUGUCCGGUGCCGAUAUCGACUGGCAGCUCACGUUCUCGGAAAGAGUCGCUUUGCAGGUCAGAUUGGCUGCGACAGGUGAAAUUAAAUUCAUUUCUGCCAAGGAUGUUCCGACUUCCAGCAAACCCGAGCUCGCGAGCGAAGCACUUGCCACUGCGCAGAUCGACUCUACACCGGCGCAAGUACCCGACGCACCAGUACCGAUAGUCUCUCCUCAACCAUAUCAGACGCCGGCGAAGCCAGCCAGAGUCAGCACUCUCGGCGAAAAUGAGUUUGAAUCGCCAGCGUUCAUCAAGAGAGCGAGGGCUUCCUAUGGCUCUCUCUUCGAGGACGGGUACGAUAUAUUCGAGGACGAUGGCGGUGCCAAGAAUCGUGGGCGCAAGCGCGCGCGCUUUGGCAGGAGCAGCACGUCAUGGAGAUAUACAAGCCAGAGCCCGAGUCCUGAGCCCGAAGAACCUGCCUCACCAGUGGAGAAGGCCAGUCUCGCGAAAAUGGUCGCGGCCGCAGACUCGACCCAGGAGAGCCAAAUGGCGAAGCCGACAACGAGUCCAUUCCAUGAGACUGCCGAGCAGAUACAAGCUAACCGUGGUGAGGACGAUAUACUUCAUGCCACCUCGGCAGCAGACGAAACCAUCAUAGAACCACAGGCACCAGCUUUCCAACUUGGUGCUCACCGAAGGGGAAGUCGUUCGCAAAGUCCAGCACAUGCUCAUGGCAGCUCUCUCGGCGAUGCUCACAUGCACGAAACUGGGACCGAGACGUUCUCUGCCCAAGCUGUGGGUCAUGUCCCAGGCGAAGCGAUGGGAUACUCGGCGACGCGUGCGCAGGACAGUGGGGUCGGCAAUGAUGAAGUAGCCAUCCCAGGCUGGAGCGCGAUGCCCAUGAACUAUGGUACUGAGCCGGAUCAGCACUUGCAUGUGGAUGCUAUACACGCCGAUAUGAUUGCUAGCGGUAUACCACAUAAUCUUGGUGUGCCUCUGCAUGAUAUCACUCAUGCGGCUGGGCCUAUCUUCCAAGAAGACGGCCACUUUCAUGUUACAGGCGAGAUACCCCUGGACCACACCCUGCACACUGGCAACCUUAUGCCGCAGCCAUUCGGACGAGCGGAAAGCCUUCACGACCAUCAUGAAUCGGACUACCCUCCCCUGGAGCCUGAAAUUCCGGCCAUCAGGGGAGAUGAGAGCGCAAUCAAGAUGCCGCCGAGUCAAGGGACGUUCAUCAGCAGUGGCUUCACAACGCACUCUCCACUCCUGGACCAGGCCGCCCCAAAUGGUGCGCUCCUUUCACAUCAUGGUGAACGACAUGGAUCAGAGGAUGCGUUUCAGAGCCAGCCCGGUUCAAGUCCUGGCUCGACUUCCGACCAGCCAGUGGUACUCGAUGACGAAUCCGAGGAGGAGGAAGAUAUUCACGACAAGCGUGAUGUUGCCAGCAGAGCUCUGCAGGCCGCUGGUAGCAAUAUCAUCGACGAGGACGCCGAGGUUGAUGAUGAAGUGGACGCGGAAUAUUCUGAAGAUGAGGAGGAACUCAUAGACGAUCCCGAUGACGAAGGUGGCGACUACGAUACCAGGAUCGAACCUGCUGACGACGAAGACGACAGCCAUGAUGAGGACUUACAAAUACACGAGCCAGAACCCGCGUUUGACGCUCCAGACAGCGAGGAAGACAGCAGUGUCGAGGAAGAAUACGAUGAGAAUAUGCAAGAUCUAGUCCACAGGGACGAGGAGGAAGAGGAUGAGGAAGAGGGAGAAGAAGACCAGGAUGCGCUAGCUCCACAAGUCGAGGACGAGGAGGGAUAUGAUGAAGAGGACGAGGAAGAAGAGCAGUCCGAAAUUUACGAGGACGACGAAGAUGCAGAUGACGACGGGGUUGAUGAGGAACAGUAUUCUGAGGAGGAAGAGGAAGAAGAAGAAGGGGAGGAGGAAGAGGAGGAAGAAGACGAUGAAAUGGAGGAGCCACUGCCGCCGCCACCACCGUCCAGAUUUAGUCGACCACAAGCUGCAAGCCAGCCUGUGGUCAUAGAUCUUUUAUCAUCAUCAGAAGACGAGGCGGAAGGCGAAGAUGUGCCUGUUCCAGUUCAAGAACAAAAUCGAAGCGCCACCAAACACGACAAUGAGAGCGUCGAUGAGGAGAUUGCGAGUGGCGAAGAUCUCGCAGACGAAGACGAGGACGAGGAGGAAGAGGAAGAGGAGAUGGACAGCGAAGAUGAAGAGGAGCAGGAGGAAGAUGGGGAAGAAGAGGGCGAGGACGACAACAGUAGUGUCGCGGGUUCAGCCGACGAGGAAGAUCAGGCGUGGGAGUCUGAUUAUGAACAUGAAGGACGUGCUGGGCGAGAUGAGAAAACGCCCUCAAUAGCACCUGUUCCCCCGGAGCCGUCCAAAGUCCAAAUCGCGGAAAGCAAGACCAGCCUGUCUGCGGCGGGUCAGGUCGGCCUCACCGACGAGCAGCCACAGCUGGCCACUACAAAUAAUCUCAAAGAGCGGCUGCGACUUGAUUCCGAUGCUAGCGAAACCAAGCAGCCGGAAGUGGCUAUGCCCGUGGAGUCGGCCCAGAAUGACGACAACAUUGAGACUGAUUUCACGGCUGGAGACGUAGAUAUGCCAGACGUUGAGGCAGAGAGGGAUGUGGCGACACACGAAGCUCGAGCGCCUGAAGCGUCGGCAACACAGUCUACGAAAGAAGAUAUCAGUGACCAGGCGCCUACACACAAGCCGCAGUCGCCGUCCUCCAUGGCUGGCGACAUAGUUGCGGACACAGACGUUCAGUUCGGGGAAGCACCCACUGAAGAUGAUAGACUACCGAGGUCUUCAUCCCCACGACUCAGCCCCGAACAAGCGGCUUUCCACGAUGCCGAACAUGAGGAGCAGAACCGGUCAGCGUUGUCUCAGUCACAACAAGACGAGUCACUUGAUGCUGGACCUGACGAUGCCUUGGACGUUCGGGUGGAGCACUCCCAGGAAGUCGAGAGUGGCGCCGUUGCGCGGCAACUUCCAACGCCCAUGGACACUCAGAUCGCCCAGGAAACCAUCCAUCUCGAAGAGAAGUUCACUUUGAACGUUAUGGCUUCGCAAAGUCCUCCAUCCCAGCCAGAAGUGAUGUCGCUUGAGCAACAAGGUCUUUCCAUCACGACUGAAUCAACCGUAGAAGCUGCAAACAGCGCGACACAGACAAGGCACCCGCAAGCUAGCCUUAAGGCAGACACAACUACAACGUCUCCUCGUCAAGCUUCUAUGGAUGCCAUUGAACCUACCCAGAUCACGAUUUCUUCACCGCAGGCCACCGAUUCAUCUCAUCUUGUCUCGUCCGUGGAGGAUCUGGCUAGCUCAACCCUGCCUGCUCCCGUGUCGGCUCAGCCAGCGUUGCCAGGCCCUCUCUUCACGGACCUGGACGACGAAUUGCAAGCAAGCCUGUUGGAGGAGUACAGCCAGGAGCUAGAUUUUGCGAUGAAAUCACCCAGCGGAUCAGCUGCCCAAGAGGCGACACCUCCCGCGAGAGUGUUCACGCCUCCGCGGUUGCCCCAAAUGAUGGAUGAGUCCCCUGACGUCGACGCUGGGGCGCGGCUUGUGAGAACUGCCAACCGUGCACAGAGUGAAUUUACUCGGCCAGACAUUUCGCCACGGGCUCAAAGACUGCUGGCGAGAGGACGCCAUGCACAGAGAACACCAUCUCCAAAGCCACCGUCCACGAAACUUCAGUCGUCUCCCACGCAGCCCUCAGCCACCUCUCAAAACUCGAGAUCACCAAAGAUCCCGAUCGACUCGUCGCCCGAGAUCGAGGAUCGCAGCGUUCUCCUUGCUAGGGCGUCGGCCCCGAAGCAAGCAGCAUCUUCAGCCAGUUCUGUCAAGGACGACUCUCUUAAGCUCGAAGACGACUCGGAGUCUAUGGCUACGAUCAAGCUGCACCUCGCCAGGCACCUUCGCGACGAAUUGCGCGACUGCUACAUCCUUGAGGGCCUGCGUUACCAUCUCAACCAGGUUGCCAAUGUCAUUGCGGUCGUGAUGAUGUCGCCCGCAGAGCCGCAGCGCACAAAGGCACGCGAGUACGCCAUGUCGUUCACCAUCACGGACCACAGCAUCGGCCCCAACACGGUCAUGGAGGUGCAGUUCUACCGCCCGCACAAGGAGUCGCUGCCCGUCGUGAAGCCCGGCGACGUCGUCCUCCUGCGCCGCUUCAAGGUGCUGUCCCUCACGAACAAGGGCUUCGGGCUCCGGACGCAGCCGGACGGCUCGAGCUGGGCCGUCUUCGACCGCGAGGGCGAGCCGCCGCAGGUUAAGGGUCCGCCGGUCGAGUACGACGCCAAGGAGUCUGUGUAUGUGGACUAUCUGCGCGAGUGGCAUGGUCUGCUGGACGAGAAGGCGCGCGCCAGGCUCGAGCGUGCAAACAAGCGGAUCAUCGAGGCGAGCGGGAAGAAAAGGUAGACUGCGCGAACAGGCCUUAUGAUACACAGGAUAUGUUGGAAAAUGUUGAUGUGUAGCCAUGCAACAAUAAUUCAAUGGGUGGUGGAAGGUUUGUGGCAACAGAUUGACGAGCGUGUUGCG
This is a messenger RNA of Microdochium trichocladiopsis, 4985 nucleotides long. RefSeq lists its product as uncharacterized. The transcript has 2 exons. Bases 120 to 4865 code for a protein of 1581 amino acids. The record is from RefSeq and is a predicted model, not a curated record. Gene Ontology annotation, biological process: telomere maintenance. Gene Ontology annotation, molecular function: DNA binding. NCBI's taxonomy places the organism in Eukaryota, Fungi, Ascomycota, Sordariomycetes, Xylariales, Microdochiaceae. Gene Ontology annotation, cellular component: chromosome, telomeric region.